Messenger RNA from Eufriesea mexicana, 1971 nucleotides. Its product is annotated as SET and MYND domain-containing protein 4. Gene Ontology annotation, molecular function: histone deacetylase binding. The transcript has 6 exons. Lineage: Eukaryota; Metazoa; Arthropoda; Insecta; Hymenoptera; Apidae. Gene Ontology annotation, cellular component: cytoplasm; nucleus. Bases 70 to 1890 code for a protein of 606 amino acids. The record is from RefSeq and is a predicted model, not a curated record.
CAUAGUUAACUACAGUUCAUUUAGUACUUUUUCAUCUAUUGCACAAAAGUAAAAUCCUUUUAGAGUGAUAUGGAUAUAGCAAAAGAAUUAAUAUUAAGUUUGAAACAAAAUAAUAAAUCACAUGCAGGAUAUGGCUUGCAAAAAGAAAGUGAAGCUCUCAUUGGUCAUAUUUUACAAAAUAUGAUAAAAUCCCAGUUACCAGAAUUAAUUCCUGAAGUGAAAAAUGAAGAAGAUUCUAUUCACUAUAGAGAGGAAGGAAAUCAACAUUUUGUAAUGGGUGAUGAUAAUGAAGCUAUAAAAUAUUAUACAAUGAGUUUGGCAUAUGCAAAUAAUAAUGACCUUAUGUCGUAUGCUUAUGCUAAUCGGUCUGCUGCUUUGUACAGAAAACAAAUGUUUAAGGAAUGCUUAAUAGAUAUUGAUGCUGCUUUAAGUUUUGGAUAUCCAGAAGAAAAAAGAGAAAAAUUAAAAGAACGAGGAGCUAAGGCUAUUGAAGAAAUUAAAAAACAAUUACAGUUUACAAAAAAUGAUCACAUUGAUACAGAAGAAUUCAUGAAUAUGUGUUUAUCAAAAAAAAAAGAUGAUGUACCUACAGUUGUAAGGUAUAAAAAUGGAGGAGUGAAACUUUCAAACAGCAUAAAUAAGAAUUUUAAUGAAAAGACAGAUUCAAAUAAUUGCAUUGAAAUACCUAAAGAUAAUGAUGAAGAAAAGCAGCCAAGAUAUUUAGCAGAUGAAGGUCCUCUAGAGUUAGCUAAUGGUCCUAGUAAAGAGGCUCCUGCUGUUAGUGAUGGAAUCAAUAUUUCCUUUUCUACAAAAUAUGGACGUCAUUUAAUAGCUACAAAAGAAUUUAAACCAGGAGAUAUAGUUACUAUUGAAAAUCCAUAUGCAUACGUUAUUUAUACACAAAGAUAUUAUACACAUUGUCAUCACUGUUUAUCAAAAAGUUAUAAUUUAAUUCCUUGUCCAUAUUGCCCUGUGGCCCAAUACUGUUCAGAAAAGUGUAGAAAAUUAGCUUGGGAAAUGGCUCAUCAAAUAGAAUGUCCCAUUAUGGCAUUAAUAGAAAACUUACUUAAUGUUGAUAAGGAUAAGAUACGAAUGCUUACCAAAAUUAUUAGGUUUUUGAUUGUAGUAACAGCAAAGGAUGAAGGCAUGCUGGAUAGUACUAGUGCACGAUCUGCUUUGAGUCUUGCUACCAAUAUGACAACGAGACCACUCAUUGGAAUCAGUGCUUUUGCUUGCAUCUCGGCUCUUGCAGUUAUCCUCUUAGCCACGCAGACUAAUUUCUUCUGUAAUAAAUAUGAAGUGGACCAAUUAAAAGAUAUUAGCAAUUAUCCAGAUAUCAAAUUCUGUGGCAGCCUUAUGUUUCGUGCCUGUGUUAUAAUGUCUUCUAAUUGUUUUUCAGUGCAACAAGAGCCAGGUGUUAAAACAGGUUCAGGAUUAUAUGUAACACAUAGCUUAUAUAAUCAUUCUUGUGCACCAAAUACAUUUCGUCAUUUUGAGGGAUUGACAAUGAUUACUCGCGCUCUAAAACCAAUAUAUCCUGGAGAUCAAAUAUUCACAAGUUAUGGAGCUGCAUAUGCAUAUACGACAAAAUCUGAAAGAAGAGAAAAAAUAAUGCAAGACUAUUUCUUUGAAUGCGAUUGCAUCGCGUGUACAUUUGACUGGCCUUCAUAUAAUGAAAUUUUAAAAAAUCACAUCGGUUCUAUUAGCAAGAACAAAGAACUUGUUGAAAAAUUGAAACCUUAUAAACAAAGAUUGGUCAAAAAUAUAUAUGACAUUAAUGCAGUAAAAUCAGUUCUUAGUAUAUUAUAUAUGGAGGUAUCCCAGCCAUGUGAAGAAAUCGUACAUGCGGAACAAUACCUGAAGAGUUAUUAUUUAGGUAAAUUUAAGUAAAUUUAGAGUGAAUUUGCUUAUAUUGAUUUAAAUUUAUAGCUAUGCUUACCUGCGAGUUCUUAACACCAUGCUUACUUACAU